CUCACUCUGGCGGAGAGAGCUCUGCAACAAAACCAGCACCACUCCCACUGAGAGAGGACAGCAGGAGGGAGUACUGGGAGUACUGGUUCCACUGGGAUACUGGGAAUACUUACACUUUAACCAGGUACUGAAUCCACCAACUGAAGCAGACUUUAAAAGAACUCAGAACGAAAGAGAAAGUAACUUUCAGGGACGGAGAGGGGCUUUCUAUUUGUCUGCAGCGUCUCCAGCUUCACUCCAGACAAAAUGGCGUCCAAGUUAGAGGAGGAUCUGAGCUGUCCGGUCUGCCUGGACAUCUUUAAACAUCCCGUCAUCCUGUCCUGCAGCCACAGCUUCUGUAGAGAGUGUGUGGAGAAGAGCUGGAAGGAGAAGGAGGACAAGGAGUGCCCCAUCUGUAAGAGGAGACACUCAAAGGGAUUAUUUUCUCCAGUUUGUGCUUUAAAGAAUCUGUGUGAGACUUUUCUGCAGGGGAGAAAACAAAAAGCUCCAGAGGAUCUCUGCAGUCUGCAUCAGGAGGAGCUCAAACUCUUCUGUCUGGACCAUCAGGAGCCGGUGUGUCUCGUCUGCAGAGAUUCAGAAAAACACGAUGAGCACCAAUUCACACCCAUCAAUGAAGCUGUUCAACAACACAAGAAGAACCUUGAGGAAACUCUGCAGCCCUUAAAGAAGAAGUUAGAGGCUCUUAAAGACGUUCAAGUGAAGUUUGAUCAAACAGAAGCUCACAUGGAGGUCCAGGCCCGACACACAGAGAGGCAGAUUAAGGAGCAGUUCAAGAAGCUUCAUCACUUUCUAGCAGAGGAAGAGGAGGCCAGGCUGCGAGCACUGAGGGAGGAAGAGGAGCAGAAGAGGCAGAGGAUGAAGGAGCAGAUGGAGGCUCUGAGAGCACAGAUAGCAGAUCUUUCACAGACAGUCAGAGCCACAGAGGACCAGCUGACGGCCCAAGACGUCUCCUUCCUGAAAAACUACAAGGCUGCAGUGGAGAGAGUCCAGCAGCGCCCCCUGCUGGAGGAGACACAGCUGCCCUCAGGAGCUCUGAUAGACCAGGCCAAACACCUGGGCAACCUGGCCUUCAAAAUCUGGACCAAGAUGAAGGACAUGGUCUCCUACACGCCAGUCAUUCUAGACCCAAACACUGCUGGAUUAAGACUCAUCCUGUCUGAUGAUCUGACAGCUGUGAGAGGAGGAGGAGGGAAACAGCAGCUUCCUGAUAAUCCAGAGAGGAUUGUUUGGCCCCCCUCUGUCCUGGGCUGUCAGGGCUUUAACUCAGGUACUCACAGAUGGGACAUUGACGUCAGGGACUGUAUAUACUGGUUCCUGGGAGUGUUACCAGAGUCUGCUGAGAGGAAGGGAUACAUAUUGUCUAGAGUUUGGGCAGUACGGUUCUGUUUUGAUUCUCCCAGAGAAGAUCUCUGUGAGCGUGGAACCAAACUAAACAAACAUGAUGUUAUGAUGGCAUUUGAUCCAGUCACUUCUGGAUCAUUUCAUGCUGCUCAUUUUUUACAAGAAGUUUGUGGCAAAUUCAUGACACUUGUUUGAAGAGAAGAAGUCAGUGGGGGUUGAUCUGGGGGGAUUGAUCAAUUGAUCACCUGUAGAGAACAGGUAGCAGCUAUUAUUUGACUUUUCAUGGAUGAUUUCUGAGAUGUGCUGCUGUCUCAGCACUUUCAUUUCUUUAUUGUAGCUGCUAAGUGUAUGUUUGGAGACUUCUGAAUGGAUCUGAACUUUGUUCUUUGGCCGUUGACGUUCAGCCUUUCUCUGAGAUCUUUUUAGCAUCCUCAGCUUUUCCCCAUUUCUCCAAGGAGCCUUUGGUGUUUGCUUCAUUUGUUGACAGAAUCCACAUUCUGCUGUUAUUAACUGACUUUCCUGAAGCUGAAAUAUGUUUUCUGGUUACUUUAAAAUUGACUUUUAAAUCCUUUUCAUUCAUGUUGUCAUUGAAAUGUUCAUAUAAUCCAGACCUGAGUCUAAUCAACUCAGGUUUGAUUUUUGAAUUUCUGGAGUAUUCUUGGUACAUAUUUUUGCUGAAGCUUUGUCAAAAUAAAUUGGGUUUUUAAACUCCAGUUUUAGUUCUUGGUUGGAUUUUGUCAAAAAAACUCAAUAAUCUCAGACGAGCGUUCAUAAAGGUUGUUCUCUGGUCCUGGUGUUUUGUUCUGCUUAAGGUCCAUUUACACCCCUCCCCUCCUCACCCUACUCCAGCAGAGAAAGUCAAACUAAAGUGUCUGACCCUCAAUAGUUCAUGAAGCUUGUGCUACACUGUAUUACUCUUCUCAGUGUCAGCACAAUGCAGUGCUACCAUGCUAAUACUGUAAACAAACAUUUUGACAAGAAGGAUUUAUGGCUGGUUUUUAGGGACUUAAUUAAGACGACACUAUAAAUAGUAAAGAUAUUGGCAACCGAAAUAAUAAAGACAACUUGAUUUAUAACACCCUAAUGGAUUACAGCAGCAAAUAGCAGCACCAAUCAUGUUCCAGGGGCGGAGCCAGUGGUAGCCAGAGCUGACUAGCCCCCCCCCCCCAAAUUCUGAUUGGCCUCCUCAAAAUCUUUAAA
Cheilinus undulatus (humphead wrasse) is the source of this 2541-nucleotide messenger RNA. RefSeq names its product nuclear factor 7, brain-like. Bases 247 to 1536 code for a protein of 429 amino acids. NCBI's taxonomy places the organism in Eukaryota, Metazoa, Chordata, Actinopteri, Labriformes, Labridae. The record is from RefSeq and is a predicted model, not a curated record. Gene Ontology annotation, molecular function: zinc ion binding. The transcript is spliced from 2 exons.